Molecule: messenger RNA, 1881 nt
Organism: Meriones unguiculatus (Mongolian gerbil)
Lineage: Eukaryota; Metazoa; Chordata; Mammalia; Rodentia; Muridae
Gene: Uts2r
Product: urotensin 2 receptor
Exons: 2
Coding region: 247-1407 (386 amino acids)
Biological process (GO): blood vessel diameter maintenance; regulation of blood pressure; neuropeptide signaling pathway
Cellular component (GO): membrane
Molecular function (GO): urotensin II receptor activity
Source: RefSeq, a predicted model, not a curated record
ACGGGCACCUCUCCGUGGCGGAGGGCGCGGCCCGCAGGGAGUGGGGCGUGCCCGAGAGUGCGCGGGGCUUUGGCCGGCUUCACGCGGCGGCUGGCACUGGAAACUUUCACCCUCCCUGAACUGGUGACUGGAGGGCAGUUCGCCUUCCUGGAGGGGCAGGAGGAACCCGGUGUGUCUGGAGCUGAGCUGCGAGGUCCCCCUCACUGAGCAGGGAACUCCCACCAGAAGCCCAGGGUGAGGACAGAGAUGGCGCUGAGCCUGGAGUCUACAACCAGCUUUUCCCUGCUGGCUGUGUCGGGAAGCACUGUGUCUGAGCUGCCUGGCGGACCCAGUGUGUCCCUCAACGGAUCCUGGCCUGGCCCGACAGAUCCCAGCUCCCUGCAAGACCUUGUGGCCAGCGGUGUCCUCGGGGCAGUGCUGUCAGCCAUGGGCGUGGCGGGCAUGGUGGGGAAUGUGUACACUCUGGUGGUGAUGUGCCGAUUCCUGCGCGCCUCGGCCUCCAUGUAUGUCUACGUGGUCAACCUGGCACUGGCUGACCUGCUCUACCUGCUGAGCAUCCCCUUCAUCGUGGCCACCUACGUCACUAAGGACUGGCACUUUGGGGAUGUGGGCUGCCGUGUUCUCUUCAGCCUGGACUUCCUGACCAUGCACGCGAGCAUCUUCACCCUGACUGUGAUGAGCAGUGAGCGCUACGUAGCGGUCCUGAGGCCCCUGCACACGGUACAGCGCUCCACGGCUUACCGAAAGCUGCUGGUCCUGGGCACCUGGCUGCUGGCGCUGCUGCUGACCCUGCCCAUGGUGCUUGCCAUCCGGCUGGUCCGUAGGGGCUCUAAGAGCCUCUGCCUGCCGGCCUGGGGCCCUCAUGCCCACCGUGCUUACCUGACCCUGCUCUUUGGGACCAGCAUUGUGGGGCCUGGCCUGGUCAUUGGGCUGCUCUAUGUCCGCCUGGCCAGGGCCUACUGGCUAUCUCAGCAAGCUUCUUUCAAGCAGACACGGCGGCUGCCCAACCCCAGAGUGCUCUACCUCAUCCUUGGCAUCGUCCUUCUCUUCUGGGCCUGCUUCUUACCCUUUUGGCUGUGGCAGCUGCUGGCCCAGUACCAUGAGGCCAUGCCACUGGCGCCCCAGACCGCACGCAUUGUCAACUACCUGACCACGUGCCUCACGUACGGCAACAGCUGCAUCAACCCCUUCCUUUAUACGCUCCUCACCAAGAACUACCGCGAGUACCUUCACGGCCGCCAUCGCUCGCUGCGCAGUAGCUGCCAUGGCCCAGGGCGUGCUGGCAGCUUCCCGCCCAGCCGAGUCCACCUCCAGCAGCACUCGGGCCGCUCGCCGUCCGCUAGCAGCCGACAGGCCACAGAGACCCUCAUGCUGUCCCCAGUGGCCCCUAGCGGGGCCUUCGUCUGAGAGUGCCCUGUGUGAUCCUGGCGGUAGAAAAGGACCUAAAGCCAGGCCACUCGGGAGCCCAUUCCCAGAAUCCCGCACACAAACCCAACCAGCUUGUCUGUCCUCUUCAGUUCUCUUCUGGAAAGUUCCUUGAUCUUUCUCCUUUGCUGUCCACUUCAACCCUGUCAGCACCUCUCCUCCAUGCCAGCACACUCCUCCUUCAAGCCUAUCGCUGACGGACUCCAGAAGCUGCGCCCCAGACCCUCUUCUGAAGACCCUGGUGGGCUGAAUCCUACAACGCCUACUCACCCAGAGCAGCUGUAAGCCCCACCCUUAGCUGUAGGCGAGAGCCCUCUCCCAUUGGCUGAUCUGUAGAAGUAGGCCCGCCCAUCCCCGAGGACCCUCUGGUUGGUAGGAGGCCUGCAGCCCUCUCUGCCCUUUCCCUCCACAUCCCCACCCCGUGGCAGUUCCUUGCUUCCACGUGCACAUGCAACA